CCAUCCUGCUUUGUCAGGUGAGACAGCACAAGGGUGAAGGAUGGAGCUGGAUGCUGGGCUGUGAGAGACGUUUCCUGUCCUACACCAUUCAUGGCCUACAACAAGAAUAUGGGUGGGGUUGACCUGACAGACCACUUCAUUCAGUAAUACUCAACCCACAGAAAAACUGCUUGCAGGUUUCAGACUGUGUUGCUGCAUUUCCUGGACAUUUCAGCAUCAAAUGCCUUCAUCUUGCACCGGGAGAUGAGCAGUGCCAAGCAGGUGCAGCCCAUGGCACAUAAAAAAUUCAUGGUGGAACUGGUGUGUCAGCUUUGUGGCAUAGACAAGGCAGGUGUUCCGUGAGCAGGAGAGCUGAUUGGCACAGCCCCAGAUCCUGGCCAAAAAGCCACCAAGGGCAGGCUGAAGUGCCAAUGCUGCCACCAAGUGGAGGACAGGAGGAGGGACACACCCUGGAAGUGUCAGGUCUGUGAUGUGCCUCUCUGUCUUGUGGUGAACAGGAAAUGCUUUCUGGAGUGGCACAAAUAAUUUGGUGGCAUCCUAUUGUGACAUCUGAUUGUUUUGUAAAUAGUUGUACAAAAAACACCUGAGGAAUUGGCUGUAUUUUAAUGUAAAUAGUGGUAUAUAACUUUGUUUGCAAAAUUUCCACAUACAUUUUGAAGAUUACAAUUUAUAUUUGCAUCCUAGGUGAUGAAAAGGCUUUGUUAAUCAUGUUUUUGGUUUUUUUCCUUCUCCUUCCCAUUUUUUUGUGGGAUUUUUGGUCCAGUAUGUCAAAAUGAAAAAAAAUAAUUGUAAACUCACACAUGUGAGGUUGUGCUGAAAAUAAUGACACCAAACACAACUAGACAAACAGUUUAUAAGCUGAAAUAUAAAAGUAAAAUCAAAAGUAGUCAGAAGCGGCCAAUUACACCACAAACCCCAGAGGGUUAACUACUAGUAUGUGUUGUUUCAGACAUUAGUUAGGUGUGUCAUUUGUUGAUGAAGUCACUGCUGAUGUGCUCGUCAUCUGACUAGUGGAGUUUAAAAGGAGCAGAAGCAGCAUUUACACUCAGUUUAGGAGGAUUCUAUGCAGCACAGCAGAAUAGCAUAUUCACAAAAUGUGAACUGUGUUCUUUUAUAUUAUGUAAAGGUAUGGUAAUUGUAAUUUGCAAUUGAAGAUAAAAGUUUAGACAAAUUAGAUUCUGCCUUGGUUUGGAAGAACAGUUCAGACUGAAUACUGCCUGUUUGUCAAUGUGGUGAGUUCGAUAUAAGCAAUUUUGACAUUUGAACAAUUGAAAUUUCUACAUAUCUACUUUAAAAUUAAACAUUGCAAAAUGCUCAGCCUGUGCAAAGUAAUUGUGUUGUGAACCAAAAAGGCAAUCAUGACGAACUCUUCCAAGUUUUCAUAUUUUAUUUUUGGCGCCUACUUUGAUAUUGGGCUUUUUAAAUACUUAUUUUUCUUGAUUUUUUUUUGUUUUUAUAUUUCAGUCAUUUGUGUCAACCUUCUGCUCAUCGUGGUUAUCUGUAUGAACAGGAGCUUACAUGAACCUAUGUACAUGUUCCUGUGCAGUCUGUUUGUAAAUGAACUGUAUGGUAGUUCAGGGUUGUUUCCGUUCCUUCUGACUCAGAUUCUCUCUGACAUUCACACUGUUCCUGCUUCAUUUUGUUACCUGCAGAUUUUCGUUUUGUAUACAUAUGCCAAUGUACAGUUUUAUAAUUUAGCCGUCAUGUCUUACGACAGAUAUCUUGCUAUCUGCUCUCCUCUGCAGUAUCACACACGUAUGACAUCUAACAAGGUUGCCAUGCUUAUUGCUCUGACAUGGUUUUUCCCUCAUCUUGCAAUAAUUGUCAUGAUAUCACUGAAUGCCUCUUUACAGCUUUGUGACAAUGUUAUUGAUGGAGUGUUCUGUAACAACUACUCUGUUGUAAAAUUGGCAUGCUAUGACACUACAGUCAAUAAUUUGUAUGGAUUAAUUUACACAUUCUUAGUCUUAUUUGGUCUUACAGUACUAAUCCUUUACACUUAUAUAAAGAUUUUUAGAGUGUGUUUACGUGGUUCUAAACAGACGAGACAGAAAGCUGUCAGUACCUGCACACCUCACCUCGCUUCUCUGCUCAACUUCUCUUGUGGGUGUUUCCUUGAAAUAGUGCAGAGCAGGUUUAAUAUGAGCAGUGCACCCAUCAUAUUGCGCAUGUUUUUAUCUUUAUACUUUAUCAUUUGCCAACCGCUCUACAACCCUUUACUAUACGGACUGAAUUUAACAAAAAUCCACAUCAUAUGUAAAAGUAUUUUGUUUGGGAGAAUGUAACACACUAACAUGCAGUUUUUUUCCGUCUGCUUCAGGCACAUAAAACAAUCUAAAAUAAUUGUGAGCUUUGGUAAUAGCAUCUUCAUUAUGGGCUAUAAAUGUUAGAAUUCUAAGCCUUAAAAAUAAAUAUCGAAACAAUGGUUUGUUUGGAGGUUUAAAUUA
Molecule: messenger RNA, 2447 nt
Organism: Acanthopagrus latus (yellowfin seabream)
Lineage: Eukaryota; Metazoa; Chordata; Actinopteri; Spariformes; Sparidae
Product: olfactory receptor 142-like
Exons: 1
Coding region: 1359-2285 (308 amino acids)
Biological process (GO): G protein-coupled receptor signaling pathway
Cellular component (GO): membrane
Molecular function (GO): G protein-coupled receptor activity; olfactory receptor activity
Source: RefSeq, a predicted model, not a curated record